Molecule: messenger RNA, 1161 nt
Organism: Carcharodon carcharias (great white shark)
Lineage: Eukaryota; Metazoa; Chordata; Chondrichthyes; Lamniformes; Lamnidae
Product: angiopoietin-2-like
Exons: 6
Coding region: 1-1161 (386 amino acids)
Source: RefSeq, a predicted model, not a curated record
AUGAGGUAUAUCAACGAUGGAGCAGAAAGCGGCCUCUGGGCCCUGCUUUGGGGUGCCAGUGUCUGGGUAACCUAUGGUGUGCCCCAGAGCGGCAGCAAUGGGCACAAUCUGGUAAGAACAGGCCUGCCUCCAUGUGGACAAUACAAUAACCAGGUCCAGCCCAGCAGGAGAGGCAGAAGCAUGGCCAGCUUACCUCAGCUGGAGGGCCAAGGUUGUCCGGAAAUGUUCAAGUGUUGGGACCAGGUGUCCCACAGGCUGCAGGAGAAUGAGAAUGGCAGACGGCAGCUCGUGGAACUGAAGGAGAUGAUGUCCCAGGUACAAGAGGAGCUGAGAAGCCAUCAGCAUCGCAUCCAAGUGCUGGAGUUGCAGGCAAAAACCGAACACAAUCAAAGGGAGCGCCAGAGGACUGAUGGUGGGCACGCCAUGCUGCAGCGCCUCACCACCUUCCAGGGGCAGGCCAUGGAGCUGGGGAGGAGGCAGGCGGCCAGGGAGGCAGACGUCGGCGAGGCUGGGCUGGAGGAGGGGAUUCAGAAGGAGACAACCCUGGAGGGGCAGCUGCAGCAGGCGAUGCAGCGAUCCCAUGAGAGCAGCACCUUGCUGCAUAUUCACGCCUCCCUCAUCUACGACUUGCAGGCACAAGUACACAAUCUGUCUACACAGCUGGAGCAGACUCAUAGCAACAGCAAUUGUUCACUCCACCACCACCCGGAUCUGCAGUAUGUAAGGAAUUGCCCCAUUGACUGUGCAUCCAUCUACUAUAACGGGGUGAGUCAAUCCGGAGUCUACACCAUCACCCCUUCCAUUGGCGGCCUUCCCAUCAGGGUUUACUGUGACAUGGACACUGCAGGAGGAGGAUGGAUUGUUAUUCAGCAGAGAAUUGAUGGCACCACCAACUUCAACAGAAGCUGGAGGGAAUAUAGAGAAGGUUUUGGAGAACUCUCGGCUGAGUUCUGGUGGGGCAAUGAUCAUAUUCACGAUGUGACAAACCAAGAAGAAUACUCCCUGCGCAUUGACCUGGAGGACUGGAACUACAGAAAAAAGUUCGGGAUGUACGAAACCUUUCGUAUUUCUGGUUGGGGUAUUGCUCUGAUUUGGCACCAGUUUCCUCGCAUUGUCAUGCAAUUUGGUGUUGGCAUUUCAUACGAUCUUGGUUCUGGGUGA